UUACAGAGGACUUAUCCAAAUUCUAGAUUUAUGUACACUUGAACUUUCCUUUUGUCAAAAUUGCUGUAACAUUCUAUCAAUUUCUAGUGAUGAGAAACUUCUAUAAACUCUACUAUGCCCGCACUGAACAUUUUUUAAAUAACAAACAUCAAGUCUCAUACUGAGCAUAAAUAUACUAGCAACAUAUAAUAAUUUAAACCUCUUUGACGAUGAAAUCCGAGCUAGUUUUCGUUCCCUUAGCUGGAUGGGGUCACCUCGUGCCAGCCAUCGAAUUUGCAAAACUCGUCCUAAAUAGAGAUGAAAACAUCUCCAUAUCCGUCCUCAUAAUGAAACUUCCCUUAGAAUUUGGCGUUCAAAACUUCAUUCAAUCUCUCACUUCUCAACCUCGUUUGAAAUUCAUCGAUGUCUCCCUAGACGAAAAAACAUCUUCUGGAUUCUUGAGUAACCUUGAGACGUUCCUCUAUGAUUUCAUCGAUGGACACAAAUCAAACGUACGAGAAUAUGUUCAAAACAUUUCUUGUUCCGGUUUCAUUCUUGACAUGUUUUGUACCUCGAUGAUUGACAUAGCCAACGAGUUAAAUGUCCCGAGUUAUAUAUUCUUUUCCUCGAAUGCUGCUUUCCUUGGCUUAUGUCUUCAUUUCGAAAACCUGAGAAAAGAACAAAAUUUAGACACGUCUAAGUAUAUAAACUCUAAUGAAGAAUUAUCAAUCUUGGGUUUUAAAAAUCCAUGUCCUACUAAAGUUUUGCCUAAGCAUUUAUUAGAUUCAAGACUCGCCUCGUCAACAUUGUUCCUUGAUGGAAUUCGUCGAUUUAAAGAGACUAAAGCCAUUAUUAUUAACACUUUUUUCGAGCUGGAAUCGUUUUGUCUUCAGGCUCUAUUGGAUUCUAAGAUUGUUCCAAAAAUUUAUCCAGUUGGUCCAAUAAUAAGUUUUAAUGAAAAUGGUAACGGUCGAAAUAGUAUAUCAGAAGCUAAAAUCAUUAUAAAUUGGUUGGAUGAACAGCCGGAUUCAUCUGUAGUGUUUUUGUGCUUUGGUAGUAUGGGAAGCUUUGAAGCAGAACAGAUCAAAGAAAUAGCAACUGCACUGGAGCAUUGUGGUCACAGGUUCUUGUGGUCUUUAAGAAGAUCUCCACCAAAGGGGAAGUUUGAUAUGCCAAGUGAUUACAAAAACUAUGAAGAAGUGUUACCAGAAGGAUUCUUGGAGAGGACAAAAGAAAUAGGAAAAAUUAUAGGAUGGGCACCACAAGUAGCAAUUUUAUCUCAUCCAUCAAUAGGAGGAUUUGUGUCCCAUUGUGGGUGGAAUUCAAUACUAGAAAGUGUACAUUUUGGGGUGCCAAUUGCAACUUGGCCACUCUAUGCAGAACAACAAAUGAAUGCAUUCUUGUUGGUGAAAGAAUUAGGACUUGGUGAGGAGAUAAAAAUGGACUAUGUUAUUAGUUUUCAGGGGAAAAAUAAUCAAGUUGAUAUAGUGAGUGCUGACGAAAUUGAAUGUGGUUUAUUAAGGUUGAUGAGAAAAAGUGAAGAGAAUGAAGUAAGGAAAAAAAUUAAGGGAAUGAAGGAGAAGAGUAGAGUAGCAAUGGAGGAAGGAGGAUCAUCUCAUAACUCUCUUGGAUGUUUAAUUAAGGAUGUACUCACCCACCUUCCUCAAGAGGAAUUAUGCAAAGAUUAGUAAUGCAUAUAGAUUUGUAAUGGAAAGAUUGAUGUGUUAUUGAAUGUUUGGUUUGGUACAUCAGAAUUAAUAAACAAUGUGCAAUUUGGAAUUUGGUUCAU
Messenger RNA from Lycium ferocissimum, 1768 nucleotides. RefSeq names its product anthocyanidin 3-O-glucosyltransferase 2-like. The transcript has 2 exons. NCBI's taxonomy places the organism in Eukaryota, Viridiplantae, Streptophyta, Magnoliopsida, Solanales, Solanaceae. The record is from RefSeq and is a predicted model, not a curated record. Bases 210 to 1667 code for a protein of 485 amino acids. Gene Ontology annotation, molecular function: UDP-glycosyltransferase activity.